GGUUGUUUUCGAUAUGGCGGACGUAGGGAAAACAGUCGAGUGCCUCUCCACACUCGAUUUUACUGGCUUGGAUACAGAUUGGGUGAAGGAAGUAUGGGAGAGAGACUUCACAGACUACGACCCACUGCCUAUCAGUACAGAGGAAGGCCUGGAGGGCAGUGGGUACCAUGUGGAGACCCUGAAGUUGACCAGGAAGAUCCUCCAGCCCUGGGCACUGGGGGAGGAGGGAAAGUCAGGGGAGGGUUUCUGGACAGUGCUAGUGGAGAAUGACCUUCCACACAGAAACUUUGUAUCUUUUCUUUAUUACAUCAUAGAAGCAGGGUCAAAGAGAGUGGCAAAUGCCCAACUAAGAGAGGCUGCAAUCUCAGCAGCUGAUGUCUACUUCACUUUAAUAUGUAUACCAGGGAGUGGAGCAUUCAAAAUCUUCCACCCAAUGUUGUUCCAGAAAUCGGUAGAUGUCUUCAAGUCUUGGACUCAACUAGGCUCCCCCAAAAGGAAGAGGAAGCCAUCUCCAGUCGGUAGCAGUCAGGCAGGCAGGAGAGGUAAAGCAAGAAAGACGACCAAAGAACCAGAACAGGACGUAGAUGGAGAUGAUUUUGGUGUAGGAGAAGAUGAGGAUGAGGAUGAAGAUGAAGGGAUUCUCACUCCCCAGGAAAUAACAAAACUGAGGAGCUGCCUGCUCUCUUUACUUAGGAGAACAAGUGAUGUCAACAGAGUCCACUCCAUAUCCAAGCUGGCUUUUAUGGGUAUGGACUGUCUGUGUUCAGCUUCUCAUGGUGACAUCAAUGUUAUGAUCACCACUGCCUUCAAGUAUCUUCUUCCCAGUAUCUUGAUGUUGAUAGGGGAUGGGAAGGGCGUGGCAGCACAGGCCAUCCCCAGGGAUAUACAGACCAUCAAGGAUAAUGCUCUGGCAUUUGUUUGUCACCUGUUGCGUACCAAGCCAGAAGCUGCUGCAGCCAGUGCCAGAAUUCUGCUACAGCACAUGUGUACCAAGGUCCCAGAUAGAGCUGAGUACAGAGCCAAAGUGGCACAGGCUGUGGUGACACUACUCCAAGAGCUGCCAAACUCUGCCUAUGCCAGGAUGAUGGAGUGGAUCUACAGAUACUCCAGACAUGCCAAGAUCAGUUACAGAGUGUUUGCCCUGGAGAUAGUCACACUGCUCCUAAGUGAACCAGAGAGAAAGCAGGAUGACUCAGUCCAUGCAGACCAUGCAGUGUACCUGAGCCAGUCUUUCCUGAUACAGAUGGUGUUAGCCAGGUGCUCUGAUGUCAACUCCAGGACCUGGACAUUCUAAAUGAGAGAUGCCAGGACCCGGCGCUGUCAGUGAGGAAGCAGGCCAUGAUGUCACUGACACAACUUCUCAUGGAGAUGCCAGAUAACAGGACGGUACAGAGCUUAUGGCUGGACGGCGUCCUCCCUAUGGUGAUGGACAGAGAGACUGGAGCCCAGGAGAGGUGUAUGGAGAUAGUGCAGGACAUUCUGCUGAACAACAUUGUGCCUUAUCACAGGUCCACAGAGCCCGAGCACAAGAUGGCGUGGAGCAUUCUGGGUAUCAUGGCUGGAAAUGAAGGUGUGGACCUGAGACGAUUCCUGCAGAGGGCUUGUCAACACCUGUCUCGCCAGGGUCAGUUGAAGGCCAGUGUGGUCAGUGUACUGCAGACACAUAUAGGGACAGAAAACAAUGCUGGGGUGUGGAUGCUGUUGGCUGAGAUGGCGCCUCAUCUUGGCAAGUUUAACUCAAGCUUUGUUCUGGACUACUGGGAUACCAACAUGUCGUCUGCCACAGAGGUAGACUUCAGCACUAUGGGUAGAGUUCUCACUGUUUUAGGAUGCCUUGCUAAACAUCUCCCCUCGGACGUCAGACUGAAAGUGGCAGCUGACCUGAAGCAGAGACUGAAGUGUUUUGAUCUGUCCCCGGAACUGAUCGCUGUCACAGUGAGCACUCUCUCUAAGUUGCUAGGGCAACAAUCAGCAGACGUCACCCGAGCCAGUUCAGCAGCAGAUGAGUGGUGCGAGGAGCUUCUUAAAGCAUGUGAUGAGUAUCUGUCCAGCGUUAUACUGGGGGAAAACCAAGGUGGAGAACUUGAUGAGGUGUUGAUAGUACGCCACCUGUUCACCCUAGGGGAGAUCUCCCAGUUGUGUCCUGGGAAGACGCCCAGGCGUGUCUUCAUGUUGGUGCAGAGUCUGAUUGCCGCCCCCACCAUUUCCUCCGGAGAUGUGAACACACAGCUCCCAGAGGAGGCUCAGUUCCCCCAGGGAAGCCAGCUGACCCAGGGGACCCAGGUGUUGUCGCAGUUUCAGGGCUCUAAGAUGAGCAGCAGCAUACGGGCACAUGCCUUUGUGACACUGGGCAAGUUGUGUCUUCAGAAUGAAGACAUUGCUAAGAAGUGUAUUGCUGCCAUGGCACGCGAGUUGGAGACGUGUGACGACCCGGCCGUCAGGAACAAUGUGGUGGUCAUAAUGUGUGACCUGUGUAUUAGAUACACCACACUAGUGGACAGGUAUGUGGGGAACAUUGCCGCCUGCCUGAAGGAUGAAAACCCUUUGAUCAGAAAGCAGACAUUAACUUUGCUGACACGACUGCUGCAGGAGGAUUUCCUGAAAUGGAAGGGAAGUUUGUUCUUCAGGUUCAUUACAGCUGUAGUUGACAAAGAUCCUGACAUCAAAACUUUUGCGGAGUUCUGUUUGGUCCAUCUUCUGCUCCAGAGGAAUCCUGGCAUGUUCAACCAGCACUUUGUGGAGUGCAUCUUCCACUUUAAUGCUUACGAGGGUCACAAUGUCUAUAACAAGUUUUCGCAAUCAGAACGGGAAAGAACAAUGUUUUCCUUGAAGGGGAAAGACAAUGCAGAGAAGCGUAUGUACAUGUACAGAUUCAUGCUGGAACACAUGAGUGAUGAGCACCGGUUCCAGCUCACAGCCAAGAUCUGCCAGGAGAUCCUGGGAGGUUUGGUGGACGGGGUGAUGCCCCUGGACCCUGACACCAGUGCUCUCCUCCAGGAUGCCCUGGCUAUACUGUGUUGUAAGGAGAUCAAGCUGUCCAGUAUGCGUUCUAGACCACAGCAGGAGGAGGCUGUAGAUGAACAAGACAUGGCCGCUGCUGUGAUGGAGAAGGCUAAGAAAACUCUUAUAUCACAGGUGGUGAAGAAGAAUGUGAUAGAAAACAUUGUUCCCAUUGUGAUUUCCCUGAAGCACAUGCUUGAAAAGCACCGCUCCCCCGUGCUGAAGGAUUUGAUGAUGUAUCUGAGAGAGUUGAUGAAAGAUUACAAAACUGAAGUCAAAGAGAUCAUGUCAGCUGACAGGCAGCUGGCCAAUGAGAUUGAGUUUGAUUUACGUAAGUUUGAAGAGCAGCAAGAGGAGCUGGAGCUGCAGAAAAAACAACAGCAACAGAGGAAGUCUCUCGGUGGAUCAAAACCAAAUUCACCAGUGGGGUCACCUCAGCCAGGAACCUCCCCCAAAGCAGGACCCCCUGCAGUGACUGUCCAGUCCCCCGGCCAGAGCCGUCCUCGGUCAAUCAUUCCUAAGACUCCAGUGAUGGCUCUGAACUCUCCAGCCACCAGGACAGGAACAUCCAGCAGGAAAAUGUCCCUGGUAGCCAUUGCUGCUAUGAACUCUGCGAGAAAAGCGGUAGAGAUGAGCAAUAAGAAGCAGACCACGCCCACUCCACAGCGCACGCGGCGCAGAACUACAGAGAACACUCCACCACAGACGGGAAAAAACAGCUCCGCUGCAGAGGAGGACGAGGACUCCUCCCCACCCAGCCAGGCCACAUUUAAAACUCCCACAAGUAAAGAGAGAGCAAAGAAGACCCCAGAAAGAGUAGGCAGAGCUGUCAGCACACCAGAGGCGAGCUUACUGAGUAACUUGACGUUCCACCAAGGCCAGGACACGAGCAUGAUGCCAUUGUCUCCAAUCCCUACUUCCAUGCCUCUCAGACUAUACAGUAGUAAUAUCCCCAGCACAGGUUCUAAAACAAAUAAAGCAUCAAAAGAGGGAGAGGAUCAGAAUCCAAAGACUAUUCCUACGGACAUUGUCUGCAUGUUUUCCCCAGAUAAACCAACCCCCAAGCCCCGGAAGUGGAAUGUACAUUCACCAACUUCAUCAAGAAUAAAAGAAAAAAGUCAAGAUAUUUCAGAGACCACCACCCAGGAUAUUCUGGAGGUAGCUGAACCUCAGCGAAGACGUACACGCAGUGCACGGUCCAAGAAAAAAUGAAACACACUGCAUAUGAAACUAUAAUAUAGCUGUGACAUUAUCUUGUAAAAGCAAACAAAAAUCUAACCUUUGUAUAGAAGUUGUAGUGGACCAGAAAAAGGAACAUAAAAUUAUUAAAAGACAAUUUGAACUUUGAUAAUUUAUGCAGAUUAUGCUAUAAACAAUUACAUUAUUUAUAUGUAGAUUUAUCAGCUAUGUACAAAAUUUGAUUAUUAUUUUGGUCUUUUAUAGUGUGGAUUUUUUUAAAACGAAGUCUUCAAGGUGCACAAGGCAUCUGCAUAUGGUAGAGUACCUCUCAUUGGUCCACUUCACUGUCCUUGUUAUAAUUGUGUAAUUGUAAUUACGUAUUAUUUUAGGAUUAAGCAUCUGUUAGGAUAUUAAGAAGCUGGACAUUAUUCUGCCUCUUCAAACAAGAUUUGUUGGAAAAUGUAAAAUUCCAUCCAUAAAUAGCUUGAAUACACUGUAAACACAAUGUUUGCUUGAUUAGUCUUCAUUAUUUUUUAUAAUACUUUUUUAUUAUUGCUACUUUGUGUGUGUGUGAGAGAGAGGAAUCUAUUCAUGCACCAAUGCCUGGUUAAUAAUACCAACUUCUCUCAUGAACCCCUGAAUUCUUCAGGACGUGGAGUAUGUAGUUUAUUUGUUAACGAGUUUCAACUCCAUACACAGGGUCAUUGGAUGAAAAUAAUGUUUUUUGAAUGUUUUAUUGCCAUGAAAGCUUAAUGUUGAGGUUGCCCUCUUUUUUUAGGGAGGGGGGGGGUUAAAUUCACAGUGUUGGUACCAUUAGAGGAUGCAAAUGGUAUUAAGGUCUUCUGGGAUUGAUUAUAAAUUACGCCCACUAACCAAAGCAAUGCAAUUUUUCCAUUUGAAAAGAAAACAUUGGUUCCUUUAAAAUAAGGGUUGGUCAAGCUCGCUAACAAAUUUCUUAAUUUUGUGUGGCCAUUUUGAAAAAACUUUCAUCAACUCCACUCCAACUAUCUGUCAGGAUUAUUCAACACAUCUGCCUUUAGUAUCUAACUGAAAAAUUUUUUAAUUUGAAGGAAACUUUUCCAAUUAAAAAUUAAAGAAAUUUCAAAUGUA
Molecule: messenger RNA, 5289 nt
Organism: Lingula anatina
Lineage: Eukaryota; Metazoa; Brachiopoda; Lingulata; Lingulida; Lingulidae
Product: condensin-2 complex subunit D3-L
Biological process (GO): meiotic chromosome condensation; mitotic chromosome condensation
Cellular component (GO): condensed chromosome, centromeric region; condensin complex
Molecular function (GO): histone binding
Source: RefSeq, a predicted model, not a curated record